ACCUCAUUCAUUGUUUAUUGUUUUGAUUUGAGCCCAGGUAAUACUGAGGGAAAAUAUGUGUACAUGCUUCUCUGAAAGUAUUAUAUUAUUUUAAUGAUGAAACAUGAUUCUCAGCAGGGAAGCAAAUGUAGCGCUAGUCAGUUUUAUAGGAUCUUGUGCUAUAUUCUUAUCGAUCGCAUUUUUGAACUUAUGGUAUGGGAUAUCAUUUCUACUCAGUAACAUUUUCAUUUUCACUUGCUCUUCAAUUUUCAUAUUCAUUUCGAUAAAUCUCAUAUACAAGGAGUAUGACUACCAGAUCGCUAUUAGAGCUUCGUUUCUGGGAUGUGUAUUUGCUAUUGGUACUUAUGUCAAGCUUGGUACACCACCCAAUUACGAAAACUUUGGAGUUUACAUGUGCAUUAUGUCCAUCUUUCACUACUCAGAAUUUUUAGUAUUAGCACUUAUCAGUCCGAAAUUAGUAUCAACAAAUUCAUUCGUUAUCAAUCAUAGUCCAGAGUAUAUUUUUGCUGCUACAUUCUCUUGGAUAGAAUUCUUCACUGAAACAUAUUUUUGGCCAAGCUUGAAGAGUUAUUUUAUUAUUUCAUAUUUUGGUUGUGCUAUAUGUAUUGCUGGAGAGCUGUUGAGAAAGACUGCUAUGUUAAACGCUGGUACCAACUUUAAUCAUUUGGUACAGUAUGAAAAAGCUGAGGACCAUGUCUUAGUAACUUCAGGAGUUUACAGUUUAUUCAGACACCCCAGUUAUGUAGGAUGGUUUUAUUGGUCCAUUGGUACUCAGAUAAUCUUGUUGAAUCCGAUAUCUAUUAUUGGAUACACCAUUGCAAGUUGGAUGUUCUUCAAGCAAAGAAUUUUCAUUGAAGAAAUAACUUUGCUGAAUUUUUUUGGGCAACAGUACUGUGAUUACCAAAAUAAAGUGGGUACUGGAUUACCUUUUAUUCGGGGCCAUCUUAUUUGAUGGAAUUCUGAAAUCUUAAGUGAUCUCAAAUGAAGAUUUUAAAUUUUGAUGCACAAUAAAUGAAAGUUAGUCUAUCGCUCCAAUUGACAAUACUGAUAAAAAAAAAUUCUUUAUAUAACUUCUACUAACUACGAUUUAAUGCAAACUAAACUUUCAAAAGAAUCUUAAGAUGUUGUUCAAGUAAUCAAUAAAGAUUAUUCAUCUUUA
This is a messenger RNA of Coccinella septempunctata (seven-spotted ladybird), 1159 nucleotides long. RefSeq names its product protein-S-isoprenylcysteine O-methyltransferase (gene ste14). Gene Ontology annotation, molecular function: protein C-terminal S-isoprenylcysteine carboxyl O-methyltransferase activity. Gene Ontology annotation, biological process: C-terminal protein methylation. Gene Ontology annotation, cellular component: membrane; endoplasmic reticulum. NCBI's taxonomy places the organism in Eukaryota, Metazoa, Arthropoda, Insecta, Coleoptera, Coccinellidae. The transcript has 5 exons. The record is from RefSeq and is a predicted model, not a curated record. The coding region runs from base 104 to 952 and encodes 282 amino acids.